AUGGCGUCCUACGGACAAGUAACUGAAAAUCCAGCUCGAGCUGGAAACAACACGGGCAUUCAGAAUGCUCAAUAUGGAAUGCCACAAGUGCCGAUGACUAUGGGGCCGACCUUCCCUCAACAGCCGCACAGCUAUAUUGGGAUGAUUCCUUCGGCGCCCAUUCAACAAUAUCCGCAAGCACACAUUUCGAAUUAUUAUCCGAUGAAUCCGAAUUACCCACCAAAUCCUUCUCAAAUCCAUCCGCAACCAAAUAUUGUCAAUCGUCAAGGAUACUACAUCAAUCCAAUGAUGAUGCAAGUGCAUAUGCAACCUAUGCAAUGCUCUAUAUGGAAUGCCACAAGUGCCGAUGACCAUGGGGCCGAUAUUCCCUCAACAGCCGCACAGCGAUAUCGGGAUGAUGCCUUCAACGCCCAUUCAACAAUAUCCGCAAGCACACAUGUCGAAUUAUUAUCCGAACGCCAAGCACCAGCAACUCGUGAAAAAAAGCCAUUAUUAAUUUGUGAUCCAAAAACGAAGGUGGCUGUUGAUGUUUGCAAUUCGGAUGUUAAGGUUAAAGAUUCGAAGAUUCUACCUGCAACGAAUCAAACGGCAGGAGCUUAUGCUGAAAAGAAGAAACAACUUCAAAUGCGUGAUAUCAAGAAUAAACAGAAGGGGAAACCAACAGAAGCUACGGUUUUAGAACAAACAACGGAGAAUGUUACGACAGCCAGGGCCAGGAUCUCAUCGGCUCCGGAACCAGCGUUUGUCACUGAAGAGGGAACAACUAAGAGCACAAAUACUCCUCAAAUGGUUGACUCACUCAAGAAGCGGCUGGAAAAUAUGGCAAUAGCGGUGACAGAUUGUCAUGAGCCUGAUGUUUCAGGAGCCACUUUGUUAGACACGGAACUUGAUGUGGAAAAAAAGAACGAAGCAAUUGUUGUGCCACCUACGACUCCAGAAAUCAAAGAUGACGGGGCUCCAAUGUCGGAAGCUAUUCUUGAUGUUAGUCCGGUCGAGCCAUUCACAAAUUUGCAGUCAAUUCUCGAUUCUCUUGAUGUGAGAACAGCGGCAACGAUUUCCCUUUCUGAUGUGACAACAGCUCAUGAAUUUAAUAUGGCCGAUUUGCGAGAACACACCGUACAAAAGAUGAUCUCGACGUAUGGCAUUGGAAGUGUUGACAUUCGUGCUGCCAAUUGUCGUCUAGGAUCUGCUUCCGAAAGCAAUGACGACUUCAGACCGCAUCCAAGUGUUCUACUUUGCACUCAACAGCGGCUGCAAGAACUCCUUGUUGUGGUCGGGAUCGAUCUGAUAUGCCCUCUUCUCAUGAAUCACUCGCUACUACACACACGUGCUCUUCUUACUCCAGCUCUUAUUCGUGCUGCAAAAGUUGCAUAUCAUCAUUUGAUGGAGUUCCAUCUCUCUGCACUCAAUGCCAGAAUCAUCUUCAAUAGCCGCAAAACGAUCGCUCUCAAAACGAUAAAACAAUCC
Molecule: messenger RNA, 1467 nt
Organism: Mesorhabditis belari
Lineage: Eukaryota; Metazoa; Nematoda; Chromadorea; Rhabditida; Rhabditidae
Source: the annotation of a GenBank genome assembly